AUGUUAACACCAUCGUUGGGGAAGUCCCCGGGAGAGGCAGUUAUUUGGCUGCUGGUGGCCAUUCUGGCUGUCUGGUCUACUUCUGACCAGUACCAGGCCAGCAAUCAGUAUCAAUACCAACACAAGCACAAACGUAAUCAACAACAGCAUCUAUAUCACGGCUACAGCUCAAGCUCAGGAUACUCGGCACUGCGUGUCGGAAUCAUGGUUGAAGCACAUCCUUACCAGCCCACUCCGCCAGCGGUCGACGCGACAGCAGACGAGACACGGGACUUCGUCGAAUCCCUCUUCACAGCGGUGGCGCUCGAUGACUUCGGACAGUCGUUUACCGCUGCUCUCUCCGAUAGCCUCGUCUGGACCGUCAAGGGCAGCAGUCCCAUCGCCGCAACCUACUCUGAGAAGCAGUUUUACAUUGACAAGGUGCUUACGCCGCUCUGGGCGGUGUUGGUUUCGCUGCCCGUUCCGAUCGUUGAGCAUAUCGUUGUGGAUAAGGAGUGGGCUGUGAUUAAUUGGAGGAGUGAGGGACUUGUGGGGAAGUGA
Exophiala bonariae is the source of this 540-nucleotide messenger RNA. RefSeq lists its product as uncharacterized. NCBI's taxonomy places the organism in Eukaryota, Fungi, Ascomycota, Eurotiomycetes, Chaetothyriales, Herpotrichiellaceae. The coding region runs from base 1 to 540 and encodes 179 amino acids. The transcript has a single exon. The record is from RefSeq and is a predicted model, not a curated record.